UGAUAAUAUUUAGAUGAAAUUUACAUAUUCCCGACCUUGGUAUUUUUCUAUAAAUGUUUUUGUUGUAUUUGAGCAAGAAUAAUAUGUCUUCGUAAUAGAACGCAUCUUAGGAGUAGACAAAAUGGCCGGAGUGAAACGUCAACCCGGACCGACCACGGGUUCUCAAAGAUUUAAUGAUCAACGGAAAAUGCGAGGACAAGGCAAGAAGCCACUACCUCCCCCUACACAUAUCGGACAUUUUUUCUUGAUGAUCAUCAUGAAAAUAUGUAAAAAGGUCUUGUUGGCCGACACUGCAGUAAAAAUAGGAGUCUACUUGAUUGGGGUGAUGGCUGGAUCGAUUUUGGCAGAUGUAAUGGCUUUACCGAGAUCUUACUUCUCCGAUUCUCAUAACAUAUUCAACCAACUCUUCGUAAAGUUAGGGUGGGGAUGGACACUGACGUCUCUCUCAUUAUUCACGGGUAUGACCAGCUUUGUCUACACACUUGGUAAAUGGCCACAGGUCAAAUUACACUUCCUUCGACUUGCCAUAGGAACAUUUUGGUGGUACACAGUGACGUCAGUUUUUAAUUACGUGGAAUCUGUUGUUGGAAUAUGUACAGAACCUAUUUAUCCUUCAAGAUUUUCUUGUAACAAGGCUGGACAGUCAUGGCUAGGCUUUGAUAUAUCUGGACACGUGUUUCUUUUGAUUCACAAUCUAUUGACUAUAUCCGAAGAAGUGAAGUUUUUCAAAGAUUGGUCAAAGCUGGAGAUAAUUCUUCAUAAAGAAAAUCUUGCAGACCUGAAAAAUAUAAAGGAGAGUGAUAUACGGACCACAAAGCAGGCAUAUAAGGAACUGACUCCAUAUAUAAAAGUAAAUGUUAUAUUUCUUGCUGCCCUUACAGUGUUGUGGGAAUUCAUGCUCAUAAUCAGCACUGUCUAUCGAUUUCAUACACUUACUCAAAAAGUAUCAGCAGCAUUUAUUGCAGUGGGAUGCUGGUUUAUCAGCUAUAGGAUGAUUAUACGUUCAAAUUGCGGAAUUGUACAAUCUGGAUCUAGUCCUCUAAGAUUCACUAAGUGUGAAUGACAAUGCAUUUCUUCCACGGUUUCUGUAUUUAUCUAGUCAAAUUUAAAGCAUCUACAUAAUAGCCAUGACAGUGUGUCUAUUGCUGUGAGUUAUGUCCUGUUUUCCACCAGCAUCCAGUAUUCUGCAUGGAUAUUUCAGGAUUUCCCAAUUUGAGGUUGAGAUGUAAACAUGAAACAUCUGAACUGAUAUCAUCAUUCAGCAUUUACAUAAAAUUGUGAUUAGACUUUCAUGUCAUGCUGUUUUUGUGUAUCACUUCUCCUUGUUCCUUCGAUAUUUUUUCUUUGCUGAAGCCCAGUAGCCUCCAGAGUAUUCAUUGACUCCCAAAAAAUGUGUUCUGACUCUUGGGGCUAAAGUUGCUUGCAAAUUGGUUAUUACAAGUUAAGGCCAUCAUAGAUUUCUGCCAUGGCCACAAAAAGCCAGAUGUCUGACAUAGUUAAUUUUUGACUUUGCAUUGGCAAUGAUAAAUGUUACCUUAUAAUUACCGUGAGGAAUUGGUUGUCUUGAAGCUGUGAUCAUAAUUGUUUAUGUUGUACCAAUGCAUUUCAAAUUUGCUAUUUUGGGGGUUUUUUUUGUUAGUGAUUUUGCUGACAGUUACCAAAGAAUAAACACCCCAAAUUAAAGCCAAUCACCAGAUUCCAUUCUUGAGUUUGAAUUGAAGUGAUUUGUCUAAAAACUAAGAUCAAGCUGUUAAGUGUUCCUAUAGAUCUUGUACAAGAUUUUUAUAGCAAAGUUCAUGGUUAGUAAACAAUUUAAUAUCAAAAUUUUACUUUUAUUAAAAAAAUCAUUCUACUUUAAUGUGUAUGCAGAAAUUAAGAAACAAGUUACUCUAUCUUGUUGACCUGGUUGGAAACGCGAAUGAAAUGAAAACUUUUAAGUUAGGCAAUUAAUUAGCAUUACCAGUACAAGCAUUGUGUCUAAUUACUCAAGCAUUACCAGUACAAGCAUUGUGUCUAAUUACUCAAAACAUGAAAAUGUGCAGCAAUUUCAAUUUGAGUACCAUACAAACAUGAUUUACGCACAAAUAUUUAGAAAUAUCAUUUUCUCUAAUCAGUAUGCAAUAAUGUAAUAUAACCACUAGAACCACAGUCAGUGAGGUCAUAAAAUGAUGUGUCUGAAGUAUAAGAUCCUAAAAUGACAUCUGUGAAAUGCAAGAUAUAAAAAUGAUGUCUUUGAAAUGCAAUCUUAUUAUAUAGUUACCGUAGUGAAAUAAUGAUGUGUCCCAAUUGUAAUCAUAUACAAGUAAUUUAAGAUGUUUAUAAUUAAUGCUUCCUGCAUGUCAUAAAGGAGUCGACUGUCUGAUAAUGAAUCAGACAUACAGUUGUGUAUAGCAACCCAAGCUAUUGGAGAACUACUGAGGGAUGAUGUUUUACUUGUUUCUAGUGCUUUGUUAUGACUAGUCAGAUUUUAACCUGUUACCAAGGUAGUGUUAAUGUAUAGAUCUUUAGGAAAUCCUGUUCAGUUAAUAAUUACAAUGUAAUUUUUUAUGUGAUUUAUAUAUAUAUCGGUAACAUAUAUCUUUUUUUUUUAUUUAAUAUGUGAUAAUUAUAUACAGUUGCUUUGAACAUAAAUCAAUGAAGAAUUAUACUUUUUGUGAAUGAACUUGGAAGAUAUUUUCAUAGUAAUUAGCAUAAGAUUGAAAAUUAUAUAUAAUUCAUCUGAUCACAAUUAAAUGACUUAAUUUGGAAGUGAAUAUAUUGUGAUCGCAUUUUGAGUAUGUAUUGAAACAUAUUUAUAACAAAUAAUACUGAUAAUAAUGAAAUACAUUAUAACCAGUACAAGUCUUUAUAGAAUAAAUCGGAGUAAUACCAGUAUAAUCUAUACAAAAAGAC
Pecten maximus is the source of this 2892-nucleotide messenger RNA. RefSeq names its product fat storage-inducing transmembrane protein-like. Gene Ontology annotation, cellular component: endoplasmic reticulum membrane. Bases 122 to 1063 code for a protein of 313 amino acids. Gene Ontology annotation, biological process: lipid storage; phospholipid biosynthetic process; lipid droplet organization. The record is from RefSeq and is a predicted model, not a curated record. The transcript has a single exon. Lineage: Eukaryota; Metazoa; Mollusca; Bivalvia; Pectinida; Pectinidae.